GAACAACCAUCCUCCCGCAUCAGUGUAUCAGAUUCUGUCAAAUGGACUAUGCGGCUUCUUCCUAGUAUGUGUGCGGUAUUGUUCAUUCAGUCGAAACUACAACACUUGUUUGUGUCUUCGUGGACCAGCUAUUAUCGCAGUAAUGGGUCCCACGGGAUCAGGGAAAAGCAACUUCAUCAACAAACUCACAGGCAAUAUGGAAGAGUCCAAAGCGGGAAAACUCGGGUCUUGUACGCAAGAGAUCCAGGAGUUUACAGUAAACCACGCCAAUGGAAAACGCUAUGUGUUCGUGGACACGCCAGGGUUUGACGACAGUUAUCAGUCUGACCGUGACAUACUUGCCACUAUCGCUAAUUGGUUACAAAAGAAGUACCAAGGAGAUAUAAAGCUUGCAGGAGUCAUCUACACACAUCGUAUCAGCGACAAUCGUAUGUCUGGUUCGGUGUGCAAGAACCUCGACUUGUUCGGUCGGCUGUGUGGAGACAAAGCUGCGCAGUGCGUGCGGUUGGUGACAACCAUGUGGGAUAAUCGAAGACCGGAGAAUACAGCAUUAUGGGAGAAUAGGGUGUCGCAACUGGAGGGAAACUUCUGGAAACCUCUUAUCUCUCUAGGGGCUCGUCAUGAAAAUUUCCUCAACACACAGGAGUCAGCUUGGAGUAUUGUGAAUGGGUUAGUCGGGGCCCGUACUCCUGUGGUCCAAGGAGAGGUAGACACUGCGAGGAAGUUGGAUGAAGGGAGUGUUCUUCUGAUUCAAGAAGAGAUGGUAGACGCAGAGAAGAAGUUCAAUGAAACCAGUGCAGGAAAGGCGCUCUACUCUCGAUUCCGGAGUGUACUACUGGAGCAGAAGGAGGCACUCAAACAACUUGCAAAUGCACUAGCGGAGCAGGAUCCGAAUACGGUAGAACAAUUGCGAGCAGAAAAUAGUAGGACGGAAACCGAGAUGCAGAAGGCAAUAGAAGACAUGGAAAAGAUGAAGAUACCGCUUGGAAGACGGAUUGCCUUAUUCUUUGGUCGGAACAGGGCUCGCUCCCACAAGAUUGAACUGAACUUUGUACCAGGAGCAUCAUUAGAUAACAACAGGUAGGCUUGACGUCCUGUGCGGAAGGCCGAAGUUACGCCUGGUCAUGAUAAUGACAACCUC
Messenger RNA from Pisolithus orientalis, 1141 nucleotides. Its product is annotated as P-loop containing nucleoside triphosphate hydrolase protein. Gene Ontology annotation, molecular function: GTP binding. The transcript has 6 exons. NCBI's taxonomy places the organism in Eukaryota, Fungi, Basidiomycota, Agaricomycetes, Boletales, Pisolithaceae. The record is from RefSeq and is a predicted model, not a curated record. Bases 143 to 1084 code for a protein of 313 amino acids.